CUGCCGGGCGGCGGGGCCAUGGAGCGCCUGGGGGUGACGGAGACCUUCGCCGGCAUCUCCCUGCCGGGCCACCUCCACACCAAGGAGUCCCUGCACUUCGCCACCACCUUCCCCUUCCGCGACACCGACGUGCUCAUCGUCACCUACCCCAAGUCUGGCACCACGUGGAUGCAGGAGAUCCUGACGCUGCUGUUCAGCGACGGGGACGCGGGGCCGGCCCGCACCAUCCCCAACUGGGAGCGGGCGCCGUGGCUGGAGCAGACCUACUUCAAGGAGGCGCUGCGGGACACGGGUGGCCCCCGCCUCAUCACGAGCCACCUGCCCGCGCGCGUGCUGGCCCCGGCGCUGCAGCGCGCCCGCCCCAAGGUCAUCUACGUGGCCAGGAACCCCCGGGACGUGGCCGUCUCCUUCUACCACUUCCACCGGCUGGCCAAGUUCCUGCCGGAGCCCGGCUCCUUCGACGCCUUCCUGGGGCGCUUCCUGGAGGGCUCGGUGCAGUACGGCUCCUGGUUCGAGCACGUCAAGGGCUGGCUGGGCCAGCGGCAGCUCCUCGACAUCUUCUACGUCACCUACGAGGAGCUGCACCAGGACCUGCCGGGCGCCGCGCGGCGCCUGGGCGCCUUCCUGGGCCGCGCGCCGUCGCCCGAGACGCUGCGCAGCCUGGAGCGGCACUGCAGCUUCGCCGCCAUGCGCGACAACGCCAUGGCCAACUACAGCCUCAUCCCGCGCGAGAUCAUGGACCACAGCCGCGGGCGCUUCAUGCGCAAAGGCGUCGUGGGCGACUGGCACGAGCACUUCUCGCCGCUGCAGAGCGCCCUCUUCGACCGCGUCUACCGCGAGCAGAUGGGCGGCGUGGCGCUGCGCGCGCCCUGGCACGUGGCCUGAGCGGGGACGGGGUGCAGGGACUGCCCCCRGCUGCUGCCCCCGUGCAAUCCCCUGCAUCCCGCCACUGCAACCCGUGCAACUCUCCUGCUACCCCCGCCUUGUGGCCUGUGCAGCUCCCUGCAUCCCCUCAUUGCAACCCGCGCAGCUCCCUGCACCACGGCGAUGCCGUCCCCAUGCACCACGGUGUCACCCCGCUGGUGCCCUUGCAGCCCGUGCAGCCUCUUGCAUGCC
This is a messenger RNA of Nothoprocta perdicaria, 1116 nucleotides long. RefSeq names its product sulfotransferase family 2B member 1 (gene SULT2B1). The record is from RefSeq and is a predicted model, not a curated record. NCBI's taxonomy places the organism in Eukaryota, Metazoa, Chordata, Aves, Tinamiformes, Tinamidae. Gene Ontology annotation, cellular component: cytoplasm. The transcript is spliced from 6 exons. Gene Ontology annotation, molecular function: sulfotransferase activity. The coding region runs from base 19 to 885 and encodes 288 amino acids. Gene Ontology annotation, biological process: sulfation.